Molecule: messenger RNA, 315 nt
Organism: Rhinocladiella mackenziei CBS 650.93
Lineage: Eukaryota; Fungi; Ascomycota; Eurotiomycetes; Chaetothyriales; Herpotrichiellaceae
Exons: 1
Coding region: 1-315 (104 amino acids)
Molecular function (GO): ATP binding
Source: RefSeq, a predicted model, not a curated record
AUGACCGGUAAACUCUCGCCCACCGGCGGUAUAGUCAACAGGUAUACCCAUUUGAAGCUAGGCCUAUAUUCACAGCACUCUGGCGAAGCAGCCCUAGACAUUGUUCGUGAUAAAUAUUCUUCCACAUCGCAAGAUUAUCAGUACUGGAGACAACAACUGGGUCGAUAUGGUCUAUCAGGUGACGCCCAGACUGCCUUGAUGGGAACACUUUUCGAAGGCCAACGUUCACGAGUCGUCUUCGCUCUGUUGGCUAUCGACGGUCCGAACAUGCUACUCCUGGCCGAACCACCAGCGGUUGAAUAUUCCCACGAUUGA